Messenger RNA from Aspergillus aculeatinus CBS 121060, 406 nucleotides. RefSeq lists its product as uncharacterized. Bases 39 to 368 code for a protein of 109 amino acids. Lineage: Eukaryota; Fungi; Ascomycota; Eurotiomycetes; Eurotiales; Aspergillaceae. The record is from RefSeq and is a predicted model, not a curated record. The transcript has a single exon.
CUUUUUGGUAGGCAAACAUAUUCACUCUGACUAGCAAGAUGCUGGCCUGUUCAAUAACCUUGCUGAUGACGCCUCUGAGAGGUGGAGAAGGCUUGUUGAUUCCUCUACGUGAGGCUAUCGGAGAACUAGCUAAGGCAGCCGGGUGGGCGGUGAGCUGGCACCUCAGGCACCAAGGCCCCAGGGCCGCCGUCACUUGCAAAUGUGUACCUAGUAAAGCGAUUUCUGUAGUUUGUUCUUCCUACUUCGAAUGUUAUCUUCGCAGCUCCAACAGCAUACAGCAUAAAAGCUCUAAUUUUAUCAAAAAUCUACUACAAACCUCGAAUCGUCAACUCAUGCUCGUUAAUCGAAGUGACUAUGAUCAAUUUUGAGGUCCUAUGACUAAAGGUUAUAUGGACUCAGAAGUUAG